This is a messenger RNA of Chenopodium quinoa (quinoa), 2430 nucleotides long. RefSeq lists its product as uncharacterized. Gene Ontology annotation, biological process: regulatory ncRNA-mediated gene silencing. Lineage: Eukaryota; Viridiplantae; Streptophyta; Magnoliopsida; Caryophyllales; Amaranthaceae. The record is from RefSeq and is a predicted model, not a curated record. The transcript has 4 exons. Bases 346 to 1890 code for a protein of 514 amino acids.
UUACAUGACAUUCAAUAAAAAUUAAAUAUUAAUAAAGAUUUUUAUCAUAGAGAUAAUGUAGUAACUCGAGUUAUCACCUAAGCAUAAAAACUAGUUUUCCUUAAAAAAAAAUUGUUUUCCUUCCCUUUACUAUUUACUAAUCAAAUAAUAAAAAAUAAAAAAUAAUCUUUUAAAAAAAUGUUUCGAUCGAAACAAACAAAUUCUUAAUAUCCCGACGUUUAUUCAGAAGAAACUUCGGUAUUCCGUAUAUGGAAGCAUGAAGUAGGAAGAAUAUAACACAUAGCAGUCACAUUAGAGAGCCCAGCCUGAACAAAAUCAGGCUUCAUUGUUGAAACCCUAACAAACAUGGCGGGUAACAACCCCAAAUCAUCAUCCACCACCACCACCAACCGUCCUCCUCCUUCCUCCGAACGCAAAUCUCGCUGGCAAUCUUCUUCCUCCGCCACCCCCACCACCACCACCACCACCUCCGCCGCAAAUCCCACCUCGGGAACCCCAUCAAAACCCUCUCCCAGCAACGCCAAACCCCCCAGCGACACCAACAACGCCGCAACAAGGUCGUCCUCUGAUAAACCCACCCCAAAACGCAGCUCACCUUUCCCGUCUUCCGUCGGUCCUCCACCUCCUCUGCCGCCUCCUACUUAUGGGUUCCACAUGCUUGAUCGUCGCACCAUUGUUCUUGCUGACGGCAGUGUUCGAUCCUACUUCGCUUUGCCUCCUGAUUACCAAGAUUUCACCCCACCUCCUAGACCCCCAAUUGGGCGUUUUGGGCCGCCUCAUGAGUUGGGCCGGGUGGGGCCGAUGAGCCCAGAUGGUUUUCGCGGUAGGGAGGAUCAUCCCUUUGGGUCUAAUUCUAUGUCAAUGAAGAGGAAGUUUGGUUUUGGGGAGGAGAGAGAUAGAGAUAGAGAUGGGGAUGAGUUUGCCAGGCAGAAGCAGCAGCUCUUGCAGUAUGGCAAUGCCGGUGCCGGUGCCAAUUUGGGUUCGGGUACUAGUAGUCCCUUUAGACGUGACGAUGAGUUUCGAAAUUCCAAGAUUAUGAGGGCUGGUGCUGGGUUUGAUAGUGGUGGUGGUAGUAAUAAUGUGGGUUCGAGGCAGGAAGUUCAGAUUGAUCCUCCUAUUAUGAAGGCAUAUCUUCAUUUUAUUAAGUUGAUUUAUGAGAAUCCUAAUCAGAAAAAGAAUUACUUAGAGAAUGGCAAGCAUCUUCAAUGCCUCGUCUGUGGCAGGUCUUCAAAAGAGUUUCCAGAUAUGCAUGCUCUUGUUAUGCAUACUUACAAUUCAGAUAAUGCUGAUUUGCGAGUGGAUCACCUGGGCUUGCACAAAGCUCUCUGUGCCAUAAUGGGGUGGAGUUUUAUGAGGCCUCCUGAUUCUUCCAGGGCCUAUCAACAUAUGCCUGCCGAAGAAGCGGCUGCAUACCAAGAUGACUUGAUCAUGUGGCCACCCAUGGUGAUUAUUAAUAACACAAAUACCGGCAAGGGUAAAGAUGGCCGUAUGGAGGGUUUGGGAAAUAAGGCAAUGGAUAGUAAACUUAGAGAUCUUGGCUUCUCUGGUGGCAAGUCGAAGUCCUUGUACAGUAGAGAUGGUCAUCUGGGCAUUACUCUUAUUAAGUUUGCAAGUGACCAGUCAGGCCUGAAGGAGGCCAUGCGAUUGGCUGACCACUUUGAGAAGGAUCACCAUGGGCGUAGAGAUUGGGCCCGUGUACAAUCGAUUACUACUGAUAAAAAUGAGGAGAGCAAUCCAAAUCUUGUGAUGGUAGAUCAGAGGACAGGUGAAAGGAGGAGAAUACUGUAUGGAUAUCUUGCUCUAGCCUCUGACCUAGAUAAAGUGGAUUUUGAAACUCGAAAAAAGGUCGUCAUAGAAAGCAAGUUUGAGAAACUCCAACCAUCCAUGUGAUUUUAGUGAUUUGUUUCUGCUCUAGUUAAUGAAAUCAAGUAGGUGUCAAAUCUUUGGAAGCAGCUCCAUCAUCAAUGUUGCAGUAUAAGGUUGAGGCACGACUUUGCCAGCUCUUGAGAAUUGGCAACUUGCUAUCUAUGAUAAAUGUGGUAAAGAUGGCCUGUUUACUUGGAUCAACUUGGCAUUAUCUUGAUUUUGUGGGAAUGCUGAAGAGAGGUUCUUUUGUUCCCCUUUAAUUUUUAUUUUUUUUUAGUUUAUGCGAAAUCCUGCAAGGGUGAUUAAUGAACUGCUGUUCCUGUAUGUGGAUUGAAAUUUGCUAGUAAAUGGGAGAGUAGAAAGAAAAGUAGGCUAAUUAUACCUUCAAAUAGGUAGGCUUGUGAAUUUGCACAGGCCUAUCCAUGGGCAUUGUAAUGACCUUAAUUUAUUGCGAUUGGCAAAUGGUUAUUAUGGUGAUUGGUGAUGUGUAGGUCCAUUUGUGCCUGUGAGAAUGUUUACGCAAUUACUAGUAAUAAUAGAGUUCAUUGAGCCUUUGUCAUGAAA